UUUUUAAUUAAAGUUGCCAAAAUUUCGCUAUUUCUUACAUUUAUUGCGCGCUCCGCAUCGCGGGGAUCGGCGCCACUUCAUUCAUUCACGCCAUGGGCUAAACAAGAUUCCCACAGCUACUCGGAAGAUGCCAAGCAGAAGAAGACAAAUAAAAAAACCAAAGUGAAAAUCGAUCGCGGUCCAUUUGCCUCACAAAUGGACUACAAGUCGCGAUUGCAGUUUAAUGCUCCUGGCUUAGCUUAUCCACUCAGCGGCAUAGUUUGUACCAUUGGACCUGCUAGCAGAGAUCCAGAAAUGUUGGUCAAUCUCAUCCAUGCCGGCAUGCGCGUGGUUCGCUUGAAUUUCUCGCAUGGAACACACGAAUAUCACUGUAGAACAUUAAAUGCGGUACGCCACGCCAUCGAAAGCUAUGCUCAGAAAAUGGGAGUCUACAAGCCGGUGGCCAUUGCAUUGGACACCAAGGGACCGGAAAUACGUACAGGUCAGAUUUCAGGCGGUGAAACGGCCGUGAUUGAUCUCAAGCAGGGAGAUACAAUUAAGCUUUCAACGAAUAUAGAAUUGGAGACUAAAUGCAGCAAAGAAAUGUUAUACGUAAACUACGAAAAUUUGCCCAAGAUUGUGAAGCCCUGCGAUUUGAUCUUCCUCGACGAUGGACUCAUCUCGUUGAUGGUGAAGGAGGUAGCGGGAGCUGAGGUACUUUGUGAGGUAUUAAAUAGCGGUAAGCUCGGCUCCCGCAAGGGUGUCAAUCUUCCUGGUCUGCCAGUUGAUUUGCCCAGCAUUAGCGAUCAAGAUAAGGCUGACAUAAAAUUUGGUGUGGAUCAAAAUGUAGACAUGAUCUUUGCAUCGUUUAUACGCCAAGUAAAGGACAUUCAAGCAAUUCGUGACGUAUUGGGUGCCAAAGGACGGCACAUCAAAAUCAUCUCAAAGAUUGAGAAUCAACAAGGAAUGCAAAAUAUUGACGAUAUCAUUGAUGCCUCCGAUGGCAUAAUGGUGGCUCGUGGUGAUCUGGGCAUAGAAAUACCCGCUGAGGAUGUUGUUCUGGCCCAAAAAUCCAUGAUUGCCAAAUGCAAUAAAGUUGGCAAACCCAUCAUAUGUGCCACCCAGAUGCUGGAAUCCAUGGUGUCCAAGCCACGACCAACUCGAGCCGAAGCAUCCGAUGUUGCCAAUGCCAUCUUCGAUGGCGCCGACUGUGUAAUGCUCUCCGGGGAAACCGCCAAGGGCAGAUACCCUUUAGAGUGUGUCAAAUGCAUGGCAGCGAUCUGUGCAAAGGUCGAGUCCGUGCUCUGGUACGAGCACAUUCAAAACGAGGUCAAAAGCGUCAUCAAAUCCUCGGGUGCCGAUGGCCUAACCUCUGUAACUUCGGGCAUUGCGGAAAUCGCUUCGUUGAGCCGCGCUAAUGCCAUAAUUAUUGUCAGUCGUUGCUCGAUGGUGGCAAAGCUUAUUAGCCAAUAUCGGCCAAGAUGUCCGAUUAUAAUGCUCACACAAAGUCCGAGGAUAGCACGACAAUCUGUGAUCUAUCGCGGUAUAUUUCCGAUUGCCAUUGAGGAAAUGGCCCAUGGCUGCAACGAUUUUAGCACUAUUUUAGCGUUAGGCAUUAAACAAAUGGCUCUAUUAAAACUUGUGGAAGCGGACAAGUUGUUAACACUAAUGUCCGUCGAUGCCUUGGAAGCGCAAAAGAUAUCUUUCCGCCUGCUUUCCAUCCGACACCAAUCCCAUGAGGCAAAAUGCAAAGAAGCUGUUCUGGCACAAGCCAAGGGCAACAAGGCGCGAAUAUCCAACAAGGAAAAAAUUGAAAAGUGUAAAAAAGUAGCUGAUAAAACAAAAUCGCCUCAACAGAUCGAAAAAUGUAAAAAGCUCGCUGAAAAAAGGAAAAAACGGCUAGAGGCCAAAAAAUAUGAAGAGGAUCUUAAAAAUGAAGCUGCAAAAAAAAAUAUUUGCAAAUUAAUUAUGGCCCAAGCUAAAAAAUAUGAGGACGAUGAUUAGAUUAUGUAUUAAAUUAUUAUGUACUCAAAUUGAGCUGCAUUGCCAGAAAAGGUAAUAAAUAUCUUGCUUUUGAUUUACUUUAUUUUAAA
Molecule: messenger RNA, 2072 nt
Organism: Drosophila innubila
Lineage: Eukaryota; Metazoa; Arthropoda; Insecta; Diptera; Drosophilidae
Product: pyruvate kinase-like
Exons: 3
Coding region: 196-1983 (595 amino acids)
Biological process (GO): glycolytic process
Cellular component (GO): cytoplasm
Molecular function (GO): magnesium ion binding; potassium ion binding; pyruvate kinase activity
Source: RefSeq, a predicted model, not a curated record